UCUGCUGCUGAUGGGGGAGGUGGAGCCGGCGCCCGCGGGCCCGCUGGAGCCCCUGGAGCCGCCCGAAGCGCCCGUGAGCCGCUGGCCGGGAGGAAUUCGGGUCCUGAAGAGAAAUAUGAAACGCAAUGGGAGCAGAAAUUGUUUGAAUCGGAGAAGCAGGUUUGGUUCUCGAGAAAGAGAUUGGCUGAGAGAAGAUGUGAAGAGAGGCUGUGUUUACCUUUAUGGAGCAGAAACAACCACUGCCACUACAACCACCACCACCUCCUCCUCCUCCUCUGAUGUACAUCUCGUCCUUUGCACAGUGGAGACACCAGCAUCUGAAAUAUGUGCUGGAGAGGGAAAGGAAAGCCUUUAUUUACAGCUUCAUGGAGACUUGGUCAGGAGAUUGGAACCUACUGAACGACCUCUUCAGAUCGUUUAUGAUUAUUUAUCCAGGCUGGGCUUUGAUGAUCCUCUGCGCAUACAGGAGGAGGCAACAAAUCCUGACCUUGGCUGUAUGAUUCGAUUUUAUGGUGAAAAACCAUGCCAGGUGGAUCAUCUGGACCGAAUCCUCCUGUCUGGCAUCUAUAAUGUACGCAAGGGAAAGACCCAGCUGCAUAAGUGGGCUGAACGCCUAGUUGUCCUCUGUGGCACCUGCCUCAUUGUUUCCUCAGUGAAGGACUGUCAAACUGGAAAGAUGCACAUUUUGCCUCUGGUUGGGGGAAAGGUAGACGAAGUGAAGCGACGGCAGUACUCACUUGCAUUCAGCUCAGCUGGAGCCCAAGCUCAGACUUAUCAUGUCAGCUUUGAGACUUUGGCCGAGUGCCAGAGGUGGCAACGGCAAGCAUCCAAGGUGGUGUCCCAGCGAAUUAGUACAGUUGAUCUCUCAUGUUACAGCCUUGAGGAGGUUCCUGAGCAUCUCUUCUACAGUCAAGAUAUCACCUACCUCAACUUGCGACACAAUUUUAUGCAACUAGAAAGACCAGGGGGCCUUGAUUCUCUUUACAAAUUUUCUCAGCUGAAGGGCCUGAACUUGUCCCAUAAUAAACUUGGGUUGUUUCCUGUAUUCCUGUGUGAGAUCUCUACCCUGACUGAGCUCAACCUUUCCUGUAAUGGAAUUCACGACCUGCCAAGUCAGAUUGGCAAUCUGCUAAAUCUUCAAACUCUCUGUCUUGAUGGCAACUUUCUAACUAUUUUACCUGAAGAAUUGGGAAAUCUGCAGCAGCUUUCCUCCCUGGGAAUUUCCUUCAACCACUUUAGUCAAAUUCCUGAGGUUUAUGAGAAGCUUACUACCGUAGAAAAAGUGGUUAUGGCAGGAAAUCAACUAGAAGUCCUAAACCUGGGGGUGCUGAAUAGGAUGAGCCAUAUCAAACAUGUAGAUUUAAGGAUGAACCGUUUGAAGACCAUGGUUAUUGAAAAUCUGGAGGGAAAUAAAUACAUCACCCACAUGGAUCUGCGAGACAAUCAACUGACUGACUUAGAUCUUAGCUCCUUACGUAGUUUGGAGCAGCUGCACUGUGAGCGGAACCAACUGAGGGAGCUAACACUCAGUGGAUUCUCCCUUCGGACUCUCUACGCCAACUCCAACAGGCUGACCGCAGUGAAUGUUUAUCCAGUACCCAGUCUCCUCACUUCCCUAGAGCUCUCCCGAAACCUGUUAGAGUGUAUCCCUGACUGGGCCUGUGAAGCAAAGAAGAUAGAAAUAUUAGAUGUCAGUUAUAAUCUCCUCACAGAGGUUUCCAUGAGAAUUCUGAGUAGCUUGAGUCUUAGAAAACUGAUGGUGGGACACAACCAUGUGCAAAGCCUUCCUGUGCUAAUGGAGCACAUCCCCCUUGAAGUACUGGACAUUCAGCAUAACUUACUCUCCAGGUUGCCAGAUACCCUCUUCUCCAAGGCCUUAAAUCUCAGGUACCUGAAUGCAUCUGCAAAUAGCCUGGAGUCUUUACCAUCUGCUUGUACUGGGGAGGAGAGUCUGAGUAUGCUGCAGUUGCUUUACCUGACCAGCAAUCUCCUGACAGAUCAGUGUAUACCUAUGCUGGUGGGGCACCCACACCUGCGAAUCUUGCAUCUUGCAAACAAUCAACUACAGACCUUUCCCGCAAGCAAACUCAAUAAAUUGGAGCAAUUGGAAGAAUUGAACCUAAGUGGCAACAAGCUAAAAACCAUUCCCACGACUAUAGCAAACUGCAAAAGGCUGCACACCCUUGUUGCACACUCCAACAACAUCAGCAUUUUCCCAGAAAUACUGCAGUUGCCUCAGAUCCAGUUUGUAGACCUAAGUUGCAAUGACUUGACAGAAAUCCUGAUUCCAGAGGCUUUGCCUACUACAUUACAAGACCUUGAUCUGACUGGAAAUACAAAUCUGGUUCUAGAACACAAGACCCUGGACAUAUUUAGCCAUAUCACAACUCUGAAAAUUGAUCAGAAACCUUUGCCAACCACUGAUUCUUCAGUCACAUCAACUUUCUGGAGCCAUGGACUGGCUGAGAUGGCAGGACAGAGAAAUAAGCUAUGUAUAUCUGCCCUAGCUGUGGAUAACUUUGCAGAGGGGGUGGGAGCUGCAUAUGGCAUGUUUGAUGGGGACCGAAAUGAGGAGCUCCCUCGCCUACUGCAGUGUACAAUGGCAGAUGUGCUUUUGGAAGAGGUACAGCAGUCAACAAAUGACACAGUUUUCAUGACUAACACCUUCUUGGUAUCUCACAGAAAAUUAGGAAUGGCUGGCCAGAAGCUGGGCUCCUCUGCUCUCCUGUGUUACGUCCGACCUGACACUGCUGAUCCAACAAGUAGUUUUAGCUUGACUGUGGCCAACGUUGGUACCUGCCAAGCAGUCCUGUGCCGAAGUGGGAAACCAGUGUCCCUCUCUAAAGUCUUCAGCCUAGAACAGGACCCAGAGGAGGCACAAAGAGUUAAGGACCAAAAAGCCAUCAUAACAGAGGACAACAAAGUGAAUGGGGUAACCUGCUGUACCCGGAUGCUGGGCUGUACAUACCUCCACCCUUGGAUCCUUCCCCAGCCCCACAUAUCUUCCAUUCCACUUACUAUUCAGGAUGAGUUGCUAAUUCUUGGGAACAAAGCAUUGUGGGAACACUUGUCAUAUACAGAAGCUAUUAAUGCAGUGCGUCAUGUACAAGACCCUUUAGCAGCUGCCAAGAAGCUGUGCACCUUAGCACAGAGCUAUGGUUGUCAGGACAAUGUGGGGGCCAUGGUAGUUUAUUUGAACAUUGGCGAGGAAGGUUGCACUUGUGAAGUGAAUGGGCUCACCCUUCCAGGUCCUGUGGGAUUUGUUUCAACCAUCAAGGACCCCCCCAAGCCAACCACUCCUUCCUCUAGUAGUGGUAUUGCCUCUGAGUUCAGCAGUGAAAUGUCCACCUCAGAGGUGAGCAGUGAAGUGGGAUCCACGGCUUCUGAUGAACAUAACACUAUUGGCCUGGAUUCUGGCUUGCUUCCAAGGCCAGAGAGGCGCUGCAGCCUUCAUCCAACACCCACCUCUGGGGUUUUUCAGCGCCAGCCUUCUUGUGCUACUUUCUCAAGUAAUCAGUCUGACAACGGCCUGGACAGUGAUGAUGAUCAGCCCGUUGAAGGGGUGAUAACAAAUGGCAGCAAGGUAGAAGUAGAAGUAGAUAUUCAUUGCUGUAGAGGAGGAGACCUUGAGAACUCUCCUACUUUUAAAGAGACUUCCCCUACCCGGUGUCCUGAGGAACAUGCUAGAGGCUUGUCUUUUGGGAUCCGAAGACAGAACAGUAUGAAUAGUGGCAUACUUCUGCCAGUGAGCAAGGACAAGAUGGAAUUACAGAAGUCUCCCUCUACUUCCUGUCUCUAUGGAAAGAAACUCUCCAAUGGCUCUAUUGUGCCCCUAGAAGAUAGCCUGAAUCUCAUUGAAGUGGCCACAGAAGCCCCCAAGAAGAAAACUGGCUAUUUUGCUGCCCCAACACAGCUGGAGCCAGAGGAUCAGUUUGUUGUACCUCGUGACCUGGAAGAAGAAGUGAAGGAGCAAAUGAAACAGCACCAGGAAAGCAGGCCCGAGCCUGAGCCCAGUGAAGAGGAUCGGACCGAGGCCCUGGAGGAGUUUGACACAGCACUGUAAUUCUUCCCCAGGAGCCACAGGGUUAGAGAGGGCUGUGUUAGUGUUGGGGUAGGGACUAUUCCAGAGGCAUUAUGCCUCUGCGUUUCUAAACCAUAGAUAAGUGGGGUAGAACUCAGAGCUAAAAAAGGUGACAGCUAUCAGGGUCUUCCUCUGGUUAAGCUAGAAGCUACUAUCAGUGUUAAGUUUCACAUUUAACCUGUAUUGGAAUUCCCAGAAUUGCUGGGAAGAAAGCAGAUGUUCUGUAUCAGUCCUACCACCUGCCAUUAACCCUUUCUCUCCUAGGAUAAUUUUGAGAAUUUGCCUGCCUGGGCAGGAAAGGGACUGUUUCUGUGGAGGAAAUUUCUGAAGAUUGAUUCCCUUUACUAAUUGCUGCUGAUGGAUCUCUGUGACAGAGAAAUCACCUUAUAUCUCAACCUAACUGAUGGGAUGUGAUGUGACUAGUCACAUGGCUUUUCAUUCUUCUCUACGAGAAUACAGCCUAUCAAAAUGAUGUUUAUUGGAAAUGCAGAACCAAUCAAACAGAUAAUUUAUGUAUGUAAUGUAAUGAGAGCACUUUUCCUUGACUGUGAACUUUUUAUUUUUGAAUCUGCACUCGAGCCAAUCUUAGAGGCAGCCUGGCACCUUUGUGCAUAGGGAGAGCGAUAACUAGGUGUUAGAGCCUUCUAUGAGGGUACUAGAAAAGGCCGUGGGAAAUUGAUUUCCCAGCAGAUCACAAGAGAGGAAUUUGAGGAUUGGCCUCUUUCCAUCACAUAUGGUAGAUUGGCAGUCAGUCUCUUAAUACAUAGGGCCAAAGCUGAUACUGCUUGUGUCCAAGUAACCUUGAGGCACAGCAGAUGACUCUGGACAGACUGAGGCUGAGUGAGAAAAGAUGAUGGAUGGAUGGAGCUCAUAUGUUAGACAUGUUCCUUCUCUUAUUCUAGAGCAGAGGGAUGGUUUUCUAAAAUAUCAGAAUUAAGUUGAGGAUUCACCUCUUUAAUGUUUAGCAGGGUACUCUUAUGAAAACUGCUUAUCUAUCUACCUUAUAUGGUUUCAGAGUACUGGGCUGAGUUACCAAGAAAGACUCUUAAUUGACAAAUUCUUAAGCUUACAGAAAACUUGGUUUACUGUGUUUUUUUUUUUGCACAUUCCAUAUAAUCUAGCAAAAUGCAUUUCCUUGCAUAUUUCUGUUCUAUUGCCUUUUCCAUUAGAAGAUUUACUUAGGAAAAUUAAUCCUACUUAUAUUCAUACAAAACUUUGACAUUGCUUGAUUUUACCAAGUGGGGAAUGUGCUUUGAAUUUUUUGGAACAUUUUCACAAUUAAAAAGAAAAUAGAGUGGAACCACUUUUAAUUUGUUUCAUUAGAAAUAAAAUGUUAAAAAUAGGAGUGAUAUAUAUAUUCCUUUGUGUUUUUUAAAGUUUUUGUUUAAAGCAAUAGUAGAAAACCAGAUGACCUGUCCACAAAUGGGUGUGCAGUCUUCAUCUGCCCCCAGACCCCAUACCCGUGGACGAGUCAGUGGAGCAUGCUCUUGGGGGAUUCUAUACUCCUCAAAUCAGUAAUAUACAAGCCCUCAAAAUCUGAAUGAGUCCUUGAAUUGUCAGGAACACUUGAUUUUCCUGUGUAAAACUACUGGUCAACUAUUGAAAGAUUUUAGAACUCAGGUUUUGAUUUGAAGAGGGGAACAUGGGGGGAGAAGGGGAUUUCAUGUAAAGUUUAGGUGCUGUUAGAGAGAUGGGAACAAUAGUGUGUUGUCACCUUAUUUUUAUAUGAGAAAAAGGGGAAAAAAUGAAGAAAAAAACUCAAGAUGGUAGUGAUGGCUCAUAUAAAACAUCUUUCUACCCAGACAGAAGAACCUUUGGGUUAUAGAAUAGUGAUGUUAUCUAGAAAUGAAGGUUAUUUGGGGAAAAUACCACUUUAAUAAUGUAGUCUCAUAAAAAUUAUGAUUUGUCUGUGAAUUCUUUUCUUGUCUUCUGUUUGUUUCCCACCUUACUUAUUGGAACCGCUGUAAAACCCAAUUCUGAAAUGACCUUACCAGAUGUAAAUGUAUUUCCUUUUUAGUCAGCAGAACUCUGAAAUCCAAAAUGUUCUUUUAUGUGGUAAAAGGUUAUUUUUAGGAAAUAUUAGGUUGUAUUGAAAACCUUUAUUAUAUACUAUACCAAAACUGAUUAUUCUUUUUGUAACCUCUUUUAAUUCAUUUCCCUCUACGAUUGCUCUGUAUUAAAACAGAGGGUAAAAAGGCCAUAGCCUGUUACCAAAAAUAUAAUACAGAAUUCUUGACCUAUGAGGUAAUUUACAGAAAUUGUGUUUUCUGAUUAUGUUAUCUGAUUAAGCUGAUUAGUUGGUGAAAGUCAGUAAUUUGUCUUCAGGUGGAUGUAAUCUACUUUCCAGUACUGAGAGGACAUGUUGCCCAGGUAGACAAGGUACAGUUGAUCUCUAGCCAGAGAUUUCUGGCUUCUGUAUGAUUCUCAAGUCUCUGUGUGUACCCCCGACUUAAUAGAGAAUUUUAACCAAAUUUCUGAAAGAACACUCCUGAUUAUGGAAAGAGUUGAUGUGUCCCACGGACAAAAAAAUACACAAGUCUUGGGUGUUUCCGGCAACCGUGGUGUUCUUACUUUUAUCCAAAUGGAUUGGAAAUAUAUUUGAAAAUUUGGAUGUUGAUAGACAUAAAGCUACAGUGCUACUCUAGAGUCAUUGAAUGACCACUCCUAAUACAGUUGAGGGCUUUAUUAUACUACUGCAGAAUGUAUGUGUGCAAUAAGUUGGCGAAUUAAUUUUCCUGGUGUAUAGAAGAGCUGACAUGAGCAGUUUGGUAAUUACUGGGUGCUAUUACAAUUGUUUGUGCUGAGUGCUAUUUUCCAGGAGAUGGAGCCAGUUAGGUUUGGCCAAUCUACUGAAUAUUAAAUGAUACUCUUUCCAUGUAGACACCUUCAGCAAAAGCAGGUACUUGGAAGCCACAGGCACACGUUCUGUGUCUAUUCAAUAAUUAUUAAUGAAGAGACCUCCAUAAGGGAGCACUUGGCUGUUAUUGAUAAAUGUACCAAUUGUUAAAUAAUUAGUCUUCAAGCCAUUCAGUGAUGUCUGCAGCAUCACUAUAGAACUGUCUUGUGUCACUUUUUACUUCCAAGUGGAGCCUUUUAGACUCCUUGAUAUGGAGGCAAAUUAAUGUUUCUCACCAGUUACUGACUUUUGCCCCAAGUUGGGUAAGCACUUCCUAGACUGAGAAAAGCAGCUACAGUAAAUCCUGCUGUUCCUUCAUUUGGUUAUCAUUCAAUCACACAUAAGCUCCUUGUAUUCUAAAUUUCACGUAGUUCUCCCAGAUGCUAUAGGGUUUUUUUCUCACUGUUGAUUAUGGAUGUCAUCUAGACAGUGGGUUCAUAUCUUAUGGUUUUGUGCAAUCAUUGUCAUAUUGUAGUCCUAAGACUCAUAGUGUAUUUUUGAUAUUUUUGAAAUGUGUUAAAUUUUUUAAUUCAAUAAUAUGAGCCAGAGCAUGUUGCAGCAAAUCUAUUGUUUGUAAAAAAGAAAAAAACAAAAACAAUAAUAAUAAAUAAAAUAAAAUGGAAUAUCUUUUUCAUGGCUUUGUUUUAAAAUGGAGUACUUGUUGUUUUACAAAUAUGCAUGACACUAACUUUCUCUCCUACUUGUAAGUAGAAUUAGUUUCUUAACCAAAAACCCCUUUAUGAUUCUUUCUGUUUUUUUUCUUGCUUUACGACGGCACUAGAGGGUAGGUUGUUGGAGAAGAUAAGCAAGAACAGGCAAAUGAAACCACAUUCCAUGAUGCUUUAUGAAGCAAUGAGUUAAGGCAAGAAUAAAUAUUUUUAAUCACCUUUUCAGCUGAAAUAGCAAUAAAGUUUUUACUUCAAGAGACAUUCUGACUUUGUUUUUAUGUUUCAAGAAAUCUCGAAGACAGAAAACAGUCCUUAUUUACAUGCAGGUUAUUAGAUGACUAGAGGAAACUGAAUUGUGAACAGUCUACCCCUGAGAGUGGCACAGAAGAGCUAACUGGACAACCUGGCCGUUAUGCUUUUCCUAAUAAGUUAGAACUUCAGACACAGUGGUAGGCAUUGUCUAACAAAAUAUUUAUAAUCCUGUUAAACCAAAAACUGUCCAUUGGUCGUCUCCCAUAAUCCAAGCAAGAUUUACUAUCUUUCACUCCACAUAAAAACCGAGCUUUCCUCUUUCUGGCAGAAUGAACAUUUUAAAAAACUUGGUUCACCAGCUGUUUAUUCAGCACUUUCAAUGUGCUGGGCACUAUGCCACCACCUUCUUUAAAACCCCAGAUUCAUGAGACAUACCUCCCUAUUCCAGGGUGCCAGAAAUGCAGUUCUCUCUGCUGGUCUUUGCUUCAGUUCAUACUAAUUCCGUGAUACACCGAAGGUCACAAGAGUGCAUUAGUCAUACGGAACAAGUUCCAGUGUGUGAUUCAGUUGCCUAAAUCCUGCCUCUGCUACUUAAAAGAUUUGAGACUUUAGGCAAGUUAUUUAAUCUCUACUUAAAGGCCCAGCUUCUUUCAUUUGCUAAAUAGAAAUAGUAAUAUCUCUCGUCAGUUACUUGUAAGCUUAAAUGAGAUAAUACAAGCAAAGUGCUUCCUCAGCACAACACUGUGCCCUUCACACAGUGAGCAUUUGAAACGUUAACUAUUGGGUAAGCCACUUCAUUUCCUCAUCUGUAAAAUAUGGAUAAUUUUGACCUGCCUCCCUCACAAGUGGUAGUAAGACAAGGUUUGCUGAAACAAUUUGUUAUAAAACUGUACAAGCAUGGGGUGUGUUAUAGUGAUCAAUGGGCUGCAUUCUCUUGAGAGGAGCUAAAGUGCAGAACAAGAUUAUGGAGGGGCCCAGGCACAAAGCUGGGAUCAGAGAGUGGCCAAAGCCCUCACUUCAUAACACCUACAUGUGAGCAAAGGUCUGACAGGGGCACAUUUCAGGGAAUGAGUGCUAGAUGAGACUAGUGGCCGGGGGAGGGGGUAGUUCCUUUCCUUUGGUGGGGUGGGAGUAGGUUGUUUGAUUUUUGCUGCUGUUAAAUGUCUACCACUUGGUGAAAACUGGGAUUCAAGCCACUGCCUUGAGGCUAAGGGUGGUAAAGCGGAAGCACAACAAGCUUUUUUUAAAAAAUUUUAACCUAAUAAUGUAGAUUUUCUGUGGCACAACAAGCUUUUUUUAAAAAAUUUUAACCUAAUAAUGUAGAUUUUCAGUUGAUUAUUUUCAUUCAAGCUUUACAGUUUGUAAACAUGGAAUCCAGAUAUUUCCCUAUUUCUGUUUGAGGUUUAGUUUUGAUCCUUUGUCUUGAAUAAGCUCUAUAAGAAUUAGCUAUUGAAAAGCAAGAGGACAAUUAGGGAAAAAAAAAAAACUAUGAGAAUGCGUAUUUCUAGUUGCAUUUGACAUGAACUGAUAUGUUUGAGACUACAAAGUAUAAGAAUAGCUGUAAAACAUGUUAGAUUAAAAUUACUGAAAUAACUUUAUUUUUCAGGUUCAAUGUUGAUGAUCUGUUGCCUUAUGAGAACAACUGAGAAAUUAUCUGCCUUUGACACCCUGGUCUAUACAGGCCGCUGUGGGAGAAGGCAGAAAUGAAGAAGCCUCCAAUAGGUCUUUAUAGUCUAGUAAAAUCAACUGCUUUAUCUUUGAAAUCUUAAAACACGUUUAAGACAGUUUAUUAACUUUAUUUCUUACUAUUUAAAAGCCUUAUAUUUAAGAAAACUAAAAUAUUUCAGGAAAGUGAAUUUCAGGUGGAUGACUCAGCACAAAAAAGUGACUUGGAAUGGCUGGCAGAAACAACAAAAACAUUUUCUCUCGGCCCUAAUACUGGAAUCCUAAGCAGAAACAUGCGUGCAAGAAGCAUCUCAAUGCAUCAGGAAGAAUAGCUCCGUGGAACCCAAGGCAGUCCCAGUACACUGCCGUGCAACUCUCUUUAUGGGCAGAAUAGUUUUCCUCUAGGUUAGUCAGGAUGUAAUUGUUUCGAACUCAGAUCACACAACUGCUUUAAAAUCCUCCUGGGACCAAAUUUGGGGGAUGAUAUGGCAUGUUUCUUUUGAUGACUUUAAAUAGUUGAGACAGGUAAGAUACUUCUACUGUAACACUGGACCUGUUACCCUCUGAUGUGUAGCUAUCGUCUUUCAGAAUUUCUCUGGCCAGUUAUUACCAUUGUUACGUUACCUUCUGAUGUUGCCCUUUGUUGGAGAUAGUUUUCAAGCUCUCAUCAGUUAGCCAACAAGGAGUUAUUGAUUUCCUUUUACAGUAGAAAAAUGAGACAAUCAUUUAGCUUUGUGUUGGCACUGAAAGGAGCAUUUAUGAAAUCAAGUAUGCAAAAAUAAUUUUUUAAAAAAUUGUCUAAUGUGCAAUUUUAUAGGACCAGAUUUUUUGAGAGAAACAAUGAGGCAUUGACAUUUAGGUUCCAUAAGAUCUCAAAGUGUCCCAGACCACAGGUAUUCUGGUGGAUCACUGUAAUUUCUGUGUUGUUCUUGGUUGUCUUUGUAGUGCUUCUGCUCUCGG
Messenger RNA from Loxodonta africana (African savanna elephant), 10522 nucleotides. It is a transcript of the gene PHLPP2, whose product is annotated as PH domain and leucine rich repeat protein phosphatase 2. Lineage: Eukaryota; Metazoa; Chordata; Mammalia; Proboscidea; Elephantidae. The record is from RefSeq and is a predicted model, not a curated record. The coding region runs from base 11 to 4063 and encodes 1350 amino acids. The transcript is spliced from 19 exons. Gene Ontology annotation, molecular function: protein binding.